Lates calcarifer (barramundi perch) is the source of this 889-nucleotide messenger RNA. RefSeq names its product interleukin-1 receptor-associated kinase 1 binding protein 1 (gene irak1bp1). Gene Ontology annotation, biological process: immune response; canonical NF-kappaB signal transduction. Lineage: Eukaryota; Metazoa; Chordata; Actinopteri; Centropomidae. The record is from RefSeq and is a predicted model, not a curated record.
UCGCCGAAUUGCCAUAGCAGCGGGAAGUUGGUUUGAUUCUGUGUUGUAUCAUGGAGAACACGAGUCGAGUAUUUGCAACGAUACUACCGGCUUCAGGUCGCGAGUUCACCGGUAAUGAAAAAGAGCAUGGGCUGGAGGUACGAACAGUUAACCGACAGACCCCCGGUAACCGUGUAAGGGAGGUCCAGGUAACGGGAACAGCGGAGGUUUGUUGCCCGGCGGACCGAGCGUCUGUUCGGGUCAGUGUGGGUAACAGCAAGGAGUCAGUCAACGAGGUCACCAACAGCGUUUCACGGCGACUCGAGUACAUUUUACAGUCUCUCAGACAGCAUGGCAUCUGUGACAAAGACACCUCAGUGAGGAGGUUCCUCCAACGAGAGGCAGACCUAUAUCACAUGGGUGCAGAGGUCGUGGUCACUUUUUCAGAUUUUGAGAAGAUGGAGCGAGUAUGCAGUGUCCUGUUGGAAAAGCUGGACAAAAGCGUCUGUGUGGGAACACCACAGUUUUACCACAGUCCAGGAUACCUGAGCCAACUGAGGAAGCAAGCAUGUGUAUCAGCGGUUGAAAAUGCUCAACAGAAGGCCAGUGAGGUCAGUCAGCUCCUGGGACAAAGUCUGGGACCCCCCCUGCUGGUCAGAGAGGAGGAGACAAGGGAAUGGAGGAAUGAGGAUGAGGAGUAUGAAGGCAGAGGACAGAGUACUGCACCCUUUUCUCAUCUUCCCCGUACACCCACAAUCACUGCCUCCUCACGGGUGUCUGUCUCCUUCAGCCUCAGAGACAGAGGCAGGAAAAAACUCUAAAGACAUUUUCAUGAAACCAAAGAGCUGAUUGUCACAGUUUAAAACAUUUUAUUGCAUAGAUGUGGCUGAUUAAAAGUGCAGCUUUUCAA